Molecule: messenger RNA, 8261 nt
Organism: Macrobrachium nipponense
Lineage: Eukaryota; Metazoa; Arthropoda; Malacostraca; Decapoda; Palaemonidae
Product: myosin light chain kinase, smooth muscle-like
Exons: 40
Coding region: 263-6556 (2097 amino acids)
Biological process (GO): protein phosphorylation; homophilic cell-cell adhesion; synapse organization
Cellular component (GO): axon; plasma membrane; neuronal cell body
Molecular function (GO): protein kinase activity; ATP binding; axon guidance receptor activity
Source: RefSeq, a predicted model, not a curated record
UCCUGUGGCUGUUCAACGGCAGGUCACUGCAUCCUUCAGGAAAGUUCCGCAUUUCGGCCGCUGGAAAUACCCACACGCUGACCGUCUUCCAGGUCACCCAGAAGGACAUCGGUACAUACUCUUGCAGGAUCAACAACAGGUAUGGCCACGCCUACACUCUGAGCAGCGUGUACUUCGGCACCCCUAAGCCUCGAAAGGGCGUCGCAGUGCCUGGAGCCGAUAUGGAAAUGAGAGCUCCCACCUCAAGGAGCGUCCUGAGAGCAUGGUCUCCGUCUACAAGAUGAAGAAAUCCAGCUCAGCUGCACUGUUCGUUGGAGAGCCUACGCCCAGAGUGACCUGGCUCAAGGGCGGCCAUGACGUGUCAAUCACCACGAGGGCGACCAAGUCCGUCAAGGACAACCAUCACACUUUAGUUAUUCGAGGCGCAUCUUUCACCGACUCCGGCACCUACACCGUGGAGGCCAAGAACUCCCAUGGCACCGUCAGGGCCUACUGCAGCGUCAAGGUCCGAGAGACGUACAGGUGCCGCAGCUUCUCCCCAAGAGGACAAGACGAGAUGUAUGUCACCACGUCCUACGAGGACCAACAGCGAAGAACCACCGGCAGGUUCAUCAGAGACGUCCCAGGCAAAGUGGGCACUCCAAAGGCCCACGACAUCGGAAAGAACUGGGUGUCGCUCCAAUGGACCCGACCGGAGCACACAGGAGGUGUCAUGGUGACGGCGUACAAGGUCGAGUCUUGGAUUCUGGGAGAAGAAGCCAGAUGGCAGGACCUUGGUGUGACGCCAAUUCCUUCCUUCGACGUCUACCACCUGAAACAAGACCGAGAAUACCUGUUCCGUGUCACGCCGAGAAACAAGUACGGAUGGGGCGAAGCCGUCAUGACCCCACGACCCAUACGCAUCGGUCGCAAGAUCGAGCACCCGAACUUCCCUCGAUGCCUGCCCCACCAGGUCAGGGCGAUGCCCGGCGGAUGCAUAUCGCUCGACGCUCAGGUGACAGGAGAACCCAUGCCUGAGAUUAGAUGGUACAAAGACGGCACCGUCAUUGAUGUCGAAAGAUACCCAAGGUUCUCAUCACAUUGCUCUGAGGGAUCGAUGCACCAUAUCUUUGGUUUUCUCUGCAAGGUGUCCCUGAGGAUCCAAGACCUCCAGUGGGAAGACGAAGGUAAAUACGAAAUAGAGGUGCUUAACCCAGGUGGCCGUGUGACGUCAUACACCCGGGUCAACACGACCAAUGAUUGCUCCAUUUUGGAGGCUCAGGAGAGAAUUAACAACAACCUGAUGGCGCUGUCCCGGCUGGACACGGUGCCAUCCAUGGCACCCCAGUUCACGAUGAGAUUACGAGACAGACGUGUUCAGGUUGGGUUCCCGGUCAGGUUAACGUGCCAGAUUGUGGGCGUGCCCAGACCCACGGUCUCGUGGUUUAAGGAUGGGGAGACUUUGGUUAUUGAUGACUGCCACACAACCUGGCAGGAAGACGGCCACUUCUACACUCUGGAGAUCUCGAACUCGACACACGAUGACGCCGCCAUCUACUCCGCCUGCGCCUCCAAUCUCUACGGCUCGGUGCUGUGCAAGUGCAGGCUCAUCGUCGACUCCGGCCUUAAGUCUUACAUAUCUCCCAUGUUCCUCCGGGAGUUGGAAGACCAGAGCGUCCGACAGGGCGAGACCAUCACUCUUCAGACUGUCAUCGAAGCCUACCCAACCAUAGGCGUUGUGUGGCACCGAGACGGGCAGAGGAUCCGCAUCUCUCGCAAACAUUCCUUCAGCCUGGACGCCGACGGCAUCGCCUCCCUGGUCAUCCGGAAGGCCGACUAUACCGACGGAGGCCUCUACACCUGCACCGCCUCCAACGAGAUGGGCCACAUUGAGUCCAUCUGCAGGGUAUCUGUCUCUUGCACCGACUCGGACUUAGCCUCCGGAAGGAGAAAGAUUCCAAAGUACAGCAACGAACCUAUUUUUGUCCGGAAGCCAAGGGCCAUCGACGCCGAAGAGGGUGACCUGGUGAUCAUCGAGUGUGAGGUGAUGGGAGAGCCCAAACCCACAGUGACCUGGCUUCGCGACUGGCUUGAGCCGAGUGUGUAUUCGGACGGCGAUCGAUUCCAGGAGAUCGGAACAGGACCGGUGUAUCGGCUGGAGAUUCCCAACUGCCGACUGGAAGACACUGGGGCCUACAGCAUCCUGGCCAAGAACGAUCAUGGAGAGACGAGGGCUGUGGUGUCCGUUCAGGUCUACGCCAAAGGCCUAAAGGGUGAACUUGAAGGCACACCAGUGAAGAGAGGCGUGAUGGAGUACUUGCCAGUGGUGACGCGCCCCCUGCAGGACGUCCGCUGCUGUGACGGAGACUCUGUCACCCUAGAAGCCCUCGUUGAAGCUCCUAAGAGCUCCAUCAUCCGUUGGGAGAAACAGGGCAAGGUCCUGAAACUUGGCGGUGACAUCGAGAGCGAGUGGGACGGGUCCCGAGUCCGACUCAAGAUCCGGGAGGUGUACCCUGAGGACGAGGGCGAGUACUCUUGCAUCAUCUUCAACGACAUGGGCAAAGCUGUGACCUCAGCCACACUCAUCGUCGAGAUGGCUGAUGACAAAGAAAACGAUGUGACAGUGCAAAUGGAGCAUCGUCCUGAUUUAUCCAGAAGAACAACACCAUCAAGAACUAACACUCCUUCCAGGUGGUCGAGGUCACCCUCCGUCAAUUUCCAACGUGAAGGAAGUGCUCACUCAUGGGCUGGUGUUGGCUGGCGGGAACCGUCUGUCAGUGUGCCUCACUGGCGCCCUCUUUCUAGGGGGUCCUCUCCGCUUCUGCUAGCUCGCCGCUUCACUCCUGAGCCCAGCACCCGCUCGAAGAGCCGAUCUCAUCGGCCUAAGUUCUACUACAUUCCUCACGACCGCAUCGUUGAGGAAGGAGAGACGGUCAGCUUCCAGUGUGCUGUUAAAGGCAAUCCAGUUCCACGAGCCAGUUGGGACAAGGAUAAUAUGAAAAUCCUGGAAGGAGGACGCAUCAAAUUCGAAGAGCGAGACGAAGUGAGGACCCUGGAGAUUCCUAAGGUCACCCAGCAGGACGCCGGUCUCUACAGGGUCACCAUCGAAAACGAACUAGGACGAGAGCAAGCCACAGCAAGACUAGAUGUCAUAAAAUCUUCAGGCAACAAGUACGCCGGUUACGUCAGAGCCUGGAACACCUCGCCCUUGACUGCGCCCCAGUUCGCUCGGCGUAUGCCAUCUACCCCCGUGAGUGAGGGCAGCCGACUGACCCUCAGGGCUGACUACCGAGGGUCGCCUCUGCCUAGAGCCAAGUGGUACAGGAACGGAGAGCUACUGCCCUUAUGUGACGAUUUCCCACAAACGUACAACGGCAGACAGGCCGUUCUCGAGGUCCCGGAGGUCACCACCGCCGACGCAGGAACCUACAGCUGCGUCUUGGAGAACGACGUCGGCAAAACGGAGUGCUCUUGCGAAGUCAUUGUUGAACACCGCAACGAGGCCGAAAACACUCCACCUUACAUCAUCCAAGGUCUGAAGGAUCUGACAGUGUUGGAUGGAGAUGAAGUGCGACUCUCAAUCCGAGUUGGAGGGUCCUUGCCCUUGAAGGUUGUAUGGGUGCGAAAUGACCUUGAAAUCAAGCCUAGCAAAGACUUCCGGUACGAGGAGGAAGGCAACGGAAGUUACUCCCUCUUCCUGAGGGACGUUUAUCCUGACGACGCCGGGAUCUACAUCUGCGAGGCCUACAACAUGCAUGGAGAGGCUCACUCCUACUGCAAGAUGACCGUACAUGAUCCGCGUGCGGCCAAGUCGAGCGCUCCUUGUAUUGUGGGUAAUUUGACGCCCUUGGUAGUGGAAGAGGGAUCCGCUGCCAGGUUCACCGUAGCUGUCCAUGGCCACCCAGCUCCUACGCUCAGUUGGUUCCUCGACGGGCGCAAGUUGAUGUCCACUCCUAGAGUUAAGGUGGAAGUAGAUGAAGACGUUGGACCAGACGAAGGACACCAGCAUACCCUCAGCAUCGUCCAUGCCCUCUCGACGGACUCUGGAGUCCUUUCUGUCGUGGCCUCCAACUGUCUUGGCACCGACUCGGCCUCGACUACACUCAAGGUUAACCUCUACGCUCCCAACAGAGAAGACCGUUUCAAAUCGUCCGCCAACAGCCCCUCGAGUGUCAGCACAAAUGUUCAGUCUAGACUCACUCCUCCAAGAACGUCCAACUCUCCGGCGCCCAGGAUCAAGCCGAUGCUGAAGGAGAUCAGCAACACCGGUACUGGUAGUGUCGACUCAGCCUACGGAAGCUCCAGUCUUCGCGACUCCAGCGGCUGCAGCAGUUCUCUCUCGAACGUUAGUGAGCUCGAGUACGACUCAAUCACCAAGGAACAACACCAGCACGAAAUGUCUCAAAAGCUCCUCCAAACAGUCGAGAGUCAUAAAGAGGAGGAGGAGGAGGAAGAGGAGGAGGAGGCUGAACCAGAUCUGGACGAGGAAGACGAGGAACUAGCUGUGGGAUGUGAAGCGGAUUCGGACGAAGUCGGUGCAGAAAUAAUUUCAGGACCAGUGGAUGUUACCGUCCUCAAGGGCCAGUCAGCGACUUUAACUGCCUCCUACACAGGAAAGCCAGAGCCUUUGGUCUCCUGGCUUAAAAAGGAACAAGAGAUAUGUGAUGGUGGACGGUACAGCGUCAAGACGGAGAAUGGCAUUACAACCCUCAUCAUACACGAUAUUGUGCAAGAAGAUUGUGACAAAUACACUGUAGUUGUCAGAAAUAGCUUGGGAGCUCAUGCCGCCUUUGCAUCUUUAGCUGUGGGAAGUGCCCCCGAGCCACCAGCAGAUAAACCAAACCACAGUGAAGUUACUGAUGAUUCUGUCACACUAUCCUGGUAUGGCCCCACUUAUGAUGGUGGGUCAGUGGUAACAGGAUACAUUGUUGAGGCGCACAAAAUUGGAAAUGGAGAUUGGUUCACUCUGAUUUCUGGGUGUCACUCUACUUCAUAUAUUGCUCAAGGUUUAGACACAAAUUGCCAGUAUGAAUUCAGGGUGCGAGCGCAGAACAUCCAUGGUGUUUCUGAGCCAUCCAAACCCUCCAUUCCAGUCACUACUUCAGCACCUCCUGACAAAGACGACGAACCUGAACCAGAAGAUCAUGAGACUGCUUUUGCUCCUCUCAAUGUCGAGAUAGAAGCCGGGGCCAACUUCGACAAACAGUACAAAAUGCACGAGGAAGUAGGUAAAGGACGAUUUGGAAUAGUCUAUAGGGUGACAGAUAAAAUAACUGGAACAAGAAGAGCAGCUAAAGUCAUCAAAUGCAUCAAAUCUACAGAUAAGGAGAAGGUCAGGGAAGAAAUUUCCAUAAUGAACGCCUUAAGACAUCCAAAGCUACUACAACUUGGAGCUGCUUAUGAAAGACAAAAGGAAAUUAUCAUGGUUAUGGAAUACAUAUCUGGUGGAGAACUAUUUGAAAGAGUAGUAGCUGAUGACUUUGCUCUGACCGAGAGAGACUGCAUCCUGUUUGUUAGGCAGAUCUGUGAGGGAGUUGCGUACAUGCAUAAGAGUCACAUUGUACAUCUCGAUCUGAAGCCCGAGAACAUCCUAUGUGUGCGUCGAACAUCCCACCAGAUAAAGCUUAUCGACUUCGGACUUGCCCGAAGAUUCAACCCUGAUGAUCCUUGCCGAGUUCUCUUUGGAACACCCGAAUUCAUUGCCCCCGAGAUUAUCAACUAUGAGCUGAUAGGUUUCUCCUCGGAUAUGUGGUCCGUUGGUGUCAUUUGCUACGUGUUGCUGUCUGGACUUUCUCCAUUCAUGGGGGACAACGAUGCUGAAACCUUUGCAAACAUUACACGCGCAGAAUUCGACUUCGAUGAUGAUGCUUUUACAGCCAUUACUGAAGACGCCAAAGAUUUCAUCAGAUCUUUACUGAUCAAGAAGAAAGAAAAACGGUUAACUGCUGAACAAUGCUUUGACCACCCAUGGCUGGCACAGACAGAAGAGGACAUGAAUAAGGUUGUCUUAUCUACUGACAAACUAAAGAAAUUCAUUAUUAGAAGGAAGUGGCAGAAAACUGGUAAUGCCAUCCGUGCCCUUGGACGUAUAACCCACCUAGCUAAUCGUCGCAGUUCUCAGCCAUCAUCUCCUACCCGACUGUCGCCUCUUCCCGAGAACCAAGCCCACACACCUACUUCCCCAUCUACACCCCCUCCUACAAAUUCUCCUGGGUUGAAUUCCCUUUCCAAGACGAAGGGAUGUCCUCCUGUCACCCGCUCUUCAGGCAGUGUUAUCAGCGAAAGGAGCGAUUCUGGUAUUAGUGAGUGUUCCUUUAGUGUGGAUGAUAACACCCAAAAUCCUCAAAAUAACCAGUUUGGUCUGACUAAUGGUCGUGCUGUUACAGGACGUAAUAUUCUCCAAAGUGGAAAGACACCUUCUCUAGAUUGGCAGUCAUCCGUGGACUCUGCCGUAUGUGAUGAUGAUUAUAUCAGCAAGAGUGGAUUUGGAUCCUCUCAACGUAAGAUAUCCCGGGAGGCUCUGCUGGUGAAAUCUGCUGCUGCUGAUUCGAUGAUAAAUGCCCAUUCAAGAAUUUAAACUGAAAGGACCUGCCGAAUUGUAAAAAGCAUACCGUAAAAAUGUGUAUCUAUAUAUAUUUGUAUUAAUAAUGUCCAUGGACUGAAUUGCUGAGGAUGAAAGUUGUAUAAUGUGUAAAUAUAAUGGAACUUUGGAAACAGUAGCUACUUUGCUAUCUUCCUUCUACUUUUCAGUACAGUUGCCUAUCGGUGAAAAAUUUUGUGUUUAUACCUAACUGCAUAAUUAUUGUACUUAGCUGUAUCAUACGAACAAGUAGAUGUGGCAAAGGGCAAAGCUGUCCAUGUCCUUUAGCAAAGCAGGUGUGUUCGCAUUGUUCAAAGUGCAUCUGAUGGUGUUGGACCUUGGAAAUGCGGUGAAGUUCCUCUAUUAGUGGAUAUGCAAUGUCUACUCAAUCCAUGUCCUCAUACAUGGAGUCGAUUAGACACUUUCUACUUUUUCAUGACUGGGUCGUGAAUUGUCAACAAAAUGUGUUGGCUUAUAUUGAGGCUUAGCUACAGAGCUUCUAACGACUUCAAAAAUGUCCCUUGUGUUUGAGACAUUUCAAGAAGAAAUAUGAAGUGCUCGUAACAAUGUCGACCAGCCUUGUUCUACUCACGUGAGGGAGGCUGAUGAUAAUUUUUUUAUACUUAUACCUUUAUAUAUACAGUAUAUAUACCAGAUGAUGUAUAUGAAUUAUCAUGAACUAUAUAGCAUCACAAAGCAAGUCAAUGGAAGAAACUAUUAUAUAAAUGAAUUAACCUUACUUUUUUUACCAUAGGAAGAAUUGGACAAAAGUGUGCCUGAAAUUAAAACUUUUGCCGAUGCUUUCUAUGGUCCCAUAUCUUUAUUUUCCGUUCUUUGGUGAUAUAAAAGCCCAAUUUCCUGUGAAUUUGAUGUUUGUGUGUGUUAUGACAGGCUUCAUAUAAUCAUUAUCUAUUUCAGUGCAGUGCCAAACAAAUUUGUAUAGAUGAUCUAGUUAGAUUGUUUGCCUGACAUCAUUCCACAUGUUUCUCUUGCAUCUGUAUCGAAUCCUCAAGAUAUUCAUAUGUUUAUUCCUACAUUUUUUUCCAAAUCAUAAGUGUUUCAGUGAAACUGCAUCUUAAAUUAACCUCAUUUUCAAUCAUUAAUGUUGUAACUUUAAUUUAAUUACAGCAAACCUAAUGCCCCUUUUAAUAGAUUAAAUAUUAUAGCAUUUACCUGUGCUUGAGUUUCAAUUAAAUUAUUUCUGCAAGAAUAGGUAAUUUUUAGUUUGAAAUAUCCUAUACAAUUGUAAUAAAAAAAAUUAAGACCAUGAGUGGAAGGUUAUAAUGGUAAUGUCCAUCAAGACAUUUUACAUUGUUUGACAGUACUGCACAAUCUUUUAAUUACUGAAGGCUAAUUUAAUGAGUAUGAUAUUUAACCAACUGAUUGUAGAUAUUUAUGUUAAAUGAGAGAAACAAUAUGGGGUAACUAAGCACUGUAUAUCUUAAAUGUAGAUACUGCAGGCUGAUAAGCUCCACAAACUCUAAAAUUUUGUACUGUCACACAAUUGUAGAAAUAUGGAAUUGGCCAUUGGAACAUGUACCACCUCUUCCUUUAUGGAAAUUCUCUCCAUCCCAUACAUACAAUGUAGAUAGCGAGUGGUUAAUGAAGUAUUUGUGUAGCUACUGGUAUUGUGAUAUUGUAGAUACAUCACCCAUUUAUGUGCAUGAUAUUGUUGUUAAGAACAUUAAAAGAUUUAUUUGAA